Messenger RNA from Dimorphilus gyrociliatus, 5287 nucleotides. The record is from the annotation of a GenBank genome assembly. Lineage: Eukaryota; Metazoa; Annelida; Polychaeta; Dinophilidae.
GUUUCUAUUUCCGGUAAUAAUAAACCGCGCUCGUGCGGGAGAAUUUAGAAUUCUUCGGUCGAUUUCUUCUUUGUAUUAGUUUGUUUAUUCUUAAAAACUCAGACAAAUUGUUAUAUUAUGUUCUUUAUCUCAUUUUGUCUUGGAAAUUGAAAACUGAAAAUGAAUGAUUACAAUGAACCAUGUAUGUUCAUCCAUCGGCCGUCAUCUGCUAGAUCGCAGGAUACGUCUCAUAUACUUUCAAGAAUUUUCCGAGACCUGUAUCAAAGAGAUCCAGUGACAAAUGACACUGUUAAUUUUCUAGUACAGUCUAAGGAGGGUGAUGAUGAAGUUCAUACACAAUAUGUAGCUGAAUUAAAAAAGGUAACUGAGGAGAGGGACAAAAAAUUUUCUGAAAUAAGCAUGCUAGAACGACAUAUUCAACAAGCUCAAGCAGCCUCAAUACUAGCUGAUGAACGACAAUUAGAAAAUCGUCAGAAUAUGCCUGAUUUGGGACUGCCUCCAGAGAGAUCCCAUUUUAGAAGAUAUCUCGAUUCAGAUCUACUAAGAAAGUAUAGCUUGAUUGUUCCAGAGGACUACAACCCUAUAGAACUCCCAAUUGUACACCCACCCAGUGCUGGAGAACCGAAUUAUACAAGAGAAACUGUUAAUUAUUCUAGAAGAAGUAAUCGCCACUCAUCUCAAAUAUCUGACAGAAAAAUUCUACAAAAGGAUGAUUUUGUUGACGAUUUUGGGCAUUUACCUUCAGAUGAUGACAGUGUUCCAGAUACAUCAGCUCCCCCUCAAUCAAGCAAAAAGAAGAGAAACCUAAAUCAAAGCCAAGAGAUGGAAAAACUUCUGUGGAAAAAACAAAUGUCUGCAGAUGCUCGCCAAGAUGCAAGAGCUCAAUUAGCAAACAUGCAAGCAAGAGUAAACUUUUUAAGAAAUCCACGUUAUGUAUCAGAAGUAAGCGAAAAUCUAUUGUCUAAAGGAAAUCAAGUAUUCUUACCCAUUCCUGAGGUCGUUAUUAUUUCUGAUUACGUUCCAGGAAAAGUUUACGAGGUUGAUCUUGAGUUAAAGAAUAUAACUAAGGUCUUAAGAAAUGUUCGAGUUAUUCCACCAAGAACUACGUAUUUUUCAAUUGGUUUGGGUAGAUUUCCUGCUGAGAAUGGUCUAAUUGCCUCUGGAAUGAGCUGUCAAUUUACCGUUCGAUUUGCACCUGAUAGCCUAGCAGAUUUUGAAGACGAUCUCGUUGUUCAAAGUAAUGGUUGUGAAUUUAUUGUCCCUCUUAAAGGAAAAAGACAACCACCCAUACUAAAUAUUCCUGAGGUCAUAGACCUUGGCGGAUCCUUAGUGGGAGGGACAAAAGUUGGACAAAUUCAAGUACAGAAUACUGGUGGAAACGGAAGAUUUGCUGUAGUUCCAGGAUCCUCUUGGCCAACUACACAAUUCAAAGUAAAGUCUCAAGGAGGAGCAGUUGCAGUACCUCCCUUUGAGUUUAGACCAUCUCUUUUUGCAGUCCGACCUGGUCAGAGUACUGUACUAGAAAUAUCUUUCUCACCUAAAGAAGUUAAAGAGUAUGAGACAUAUGUUACGAUUGUCUGCGAUAAUUGUCAUGUUAAACAUAUAAAACUAAUAGGUGAAGGUCAGCUUGCAACAGUCGAAAUAUCUGAGGUGGAAGGUGGAGAAAAGAUUCCGGCAGCCGGAGAUUUAGCUGAUACUUUAUGUGAUCAUUUCAUCGAUUUUGGAAUUCUGCAUCCUUACACAUACAUGGAAAAAUCCUUUAUUGUUACCAACCGAACAGCUGUUGAUCUUCCUUUCGUUUGGGUGAUAAUUAAACCAGAUUUUAGGGAGAAACCUAAUGAGAUCAGAGUUCGAGAUGUCGAUACUAGGUUUAGUAUAACGCCAGAUACAGGCUUGCUAUUAGCAAACGAGAGCAUGAAGUUCUUAUUGGCGUUCGCUCCCCCGACCCCGAAACUUUAUCACUCCGUCCUUCAUUUUGUCCUACCUCAAAUGCCUGUACCUAAGACACCUGCUGUUGACCAGUCGAGACCAUCCAGUUUGACAAGUUUAAAUAGAGGUUCUUCCGUGCAAACGGAUUUGGAGGACGUAGCUGCCUUACAAAUAGAUAUUAGAGGAACAUGUGAUCCUUUUUCAGUCAUUUUUGAACCUUACGCCCUCCAUAUUCCUGGUACGAUACCAGUACAAACUGUUGUGAAAAGACCAAUUCAUGUCUUAAACCAGAGUCUUAGCCCCAUAGUAUUCUCUUUCCAACGGGUAACUGAACCAGCAAUUAUCCAUGCGGAGCCUGCAGAAGGGGAAAUUCCUCCCAACUCCGAUUGUCUAGUAGAGAUUUGCGUUAGUGGACCGAUUCCAGGAAAAAUGGAGCAUAACUUGAUGUGUUUAAUUCAACAUCAUGAUGAACCUGUGUAUUUAAAUGUUCAAGCGGAAUUUUCGGGGCCAGAGAUUGUAAUUGACGAGGCAUCAAUACCAUUUGGUUUAGUAAGAGAAGGUAGUCUUGAAGAACGUUGGAUUACUAUUAGAAAUCAAAGUAGAAUACCUGCUAACUGGUCAAUAACUCUGGAAGAAGGUGAGCUUGGUGAGAAUGAACUAUGUAUUGAGCCGGCAAAUGGUAUUUUACCACCUUUAAAAUGCACAAUGGUGAAAGUUGAAUUGAGUGCUCUGGCAGUUAAAUCUCUAAAUCUUUUACUAUCCGCAAAAGCAGAGGAUGGUAAUACUACCGUUUUAAGAUGCACAGCCGAAGUGCAAGCCCCAAAAGUUUGCUUAACAGAGUGCAAAAUAAAACUGGAUGAUGUGUUUAUUGAAUCAGAAAGCAGACAUGCCGUUGUCUUGUACAAUCAAACAGUUAUUCCAACCUUCUUUAAAUGGGGUAAAGUUAUUGGUAAUGGACAUUCGAAGGUAUCUGUCUCAAUGAAGCCGAAUAAGGGAAAGAUUACAGAAAGAGAGACUCUAGCUUGUAUUUUGACAAUUGUAUGCCAUUCUUUGGAAGACGUUGACGAUUUGCGAAUACCAUGUGCAAUUGAAGGACAGGCUGACCCUCUCUGGUUAUCUUUUAGUUGUACAGUUAAAGGUCUCUCAGUAUCAUUCAGAGAUGAAGAAUCAUUAUAUGGAAGUGAAAAUGUUCGGAUAAGCAUGGAUGACUUUAAAAUAGGUAGCAAAGUAACAAAAAGCCUCUUUAUGCGAAAUGAUACUUCCAUUGUGGCUCCGUUUUCCUGUUCUCUUAAGAAUUUUGGAUUCAAGCCUCCUACUCCUCCUCAUCGAGCAGCUAUGCCUAACAAAGGCCAAAGAAGAGCUCUAAUACAAAGAUCUUCGGCCACGGCUGAUCAACCUCAAUUGACUCUCAGAGCGAGGACAGAAGCUCAAAGAGCAAUUCUUAAGAACUCAAACGGAUUAGCACUAAUUCUAGAGCCAUCAGCAGGAGUUCUCGAACCUUAUUCCGAAGUUGAGAUUUCUGUUACAGCUUGUGCCAAUUUGUGGGGUGAUUAUGAAGACUUUAUUCAAUGCAAAGUCGGAGACCUUCCUAUACAAGAAAUACCUGUAGAUGUAAAAGUAACUGGUUCUCCACUUUUAUUACAAUUAUCGGCUAUGACAACUGAUGGUAAAACUCCCGUUUUACGUUUUGGCUCUCAAGUUGCCGGAUCUUACGUUGUACGCAGACAGUUAAAGCUUCUCAAUAAUGGACCUUGCGAUAUAAGAGUAGACUUUCAAACUUUCGAUAGGCACGAAGAAGAUAAACAAUUGGUUGACUUUGUUGUUGCUUAUAAGCCCGCCUUCCCGGUGAAAGAUCAGAAAGGAGUUGAAGUUGUUCCACCAAAUGAUGAGAAAGAAAUUGAGGAAAUAACACGUCAAAAGACCAAUGAAUUACCACCACCGUCCACUGAUACCUCAUUUGUUCUAAGUAGGGCAACAACGCUCAAAGUAUUUCGAGAACCCCGACCACAAGUUCUCGAUGUUCAUGUUUUCGAGCAUGAUGGCCAAGAACCUUCAAAAUAUUUCAGUGUCGAACCAUCCCAAAUCAUUAUUCCAGCCGAUGGAACUAAUAUUGCAGUUGUGAACUACAUUCCACCUCCUUCCAGAGAAGUUAAAGCUCCUAUGGAUAUUAUUGGGCAUGCUGUUGGAUGGUUAUCAUUACCCGAAAAAGAAAAAUCGGAUACAGCCGUUUCUAGAAAAGAUGGUUAUCAUGUGGAUACUUUAGCUGUUGAAAUGACUGCAGGAGUUGUUCCAGCAAGGCUACUAGUAGAAUUUGAAGACGAAGAUGAGUUGCAUUUUCGUUCGGCAGCAAGUGACCUUUUGUGCAAAAAUAAACUACUGGAAAAUUAUAUGCACAUACGAUCUGUAACUCUUCAAAAUACGUCACAAACUCCAAUUAAACUACAAUUCAGAACGAAACCUCCGUUUUACAUUAUCGGGGAAAACGAUGAGGCAAAGUGUCAAACAGAACGCGUCAUUGUCAAGUCAAGACAACAUCUAGUUGUCAAAAUAGGCUUCCGCCUAAGUACCCAACUUUUGGAUUUAUUGCACAGUUCAGAAUACGAUAAGAGUAUUCCAUCAAAUCUGGAAACUGCAACCAGUACAUCGCCUAAAAAGACUGAAGACGACGACAAAACUGAAAAUGAAGAAGAAGAAUUCAUAACUCAUAUCGAUGAAGGAAUAUCAUUCUUUAGAAAAGGAGAUGACAGAAGACUCCAAUUUUCAUCAGAUAUAAUUUUGAAGUAUGAUAAUGGAGAAAGUGAAAUUUUACCUACAGACGCUUUCAUUCUUCUACCAUCAAUAAAAGCAUCAAAGAAUAUAUUAGAAAUAGGAACUUGCCUUGUUGGAGAGUACAGACAGCGAAUGUUCUUUCUCCAAAAUCCUUCCCUAUCUUCUUCGUUCUGGACUAUUUCAAUAGGUAAAUAAAAUAAAACAUUUGAUGUAUAUUGUUUUCAUUAUAUAAUGCUGUAUCGUAUUUCUCAGAAAAACAAAGCAGCACUUGCACGCAAGAUACAUUCAGGAUAGAACCAGAUAGUGGUAUGCUUCAUCCAGGUCAAACAACCUUAAUCAAUAUCAUAGCAACACCCAACCAUAGCGAAAAUUACGAAAUUGACUUAAUUGUUCAUGGUCUAUUAGGAGAAAUAGAUCAGAGAAUACAUGUUACGGCAAGCGGAUCUUAUGAUACAAGACACGAAGUUAUACUCCCAUCUUGAAAGGGAAUAUCGAAAAAAACUACUCCAUCAUUAUGCACUGUAUAUUUAAAUAUAUAUUUGUCAGAGAUUUACUCAUUUUAUUUAAAUAACAACUUAAAUAUUACCAA